Messenger RNA from Oncorhynchus kisutch (coho salmon), 2418 nucleotides. RefSeq names its product homeobox protein Hox-C4-like. Gene Ontology annotation, molecular function: RNA polymerase II cis-regulatory region sequence-specific DNA binding; DNA-binding transcription factor activity, RNA polymerase II-specific. Gene Ontology annotation, biological process: embryonic skeletal system morphogenesis; anterior/posterior pattern specification; positive regulation of transcription by RNA polymerase II. The transcript has 2 exons. Gene Ontology annotation, cellular component: nucleus; nucleoplasm. Bases 1006 to 1815 code for a protein of 269 amino acids. The record is from RefSeq and is a predicted model, not a curated record. Lineage: Eukaryota; Metazoa; Chordata; Actinopteri; Salmoniformes; Salmonidae.
ACCUCCCUGAGACUCAUUUCAGAGUAACGUAACACUGAUUUGUUUACUAGUUGGAUCACCAUGUCAUACUUAUGUAGUGUCUUAUUCAAAUGUAUGGACCUGUACAUACCCAGAGAGAGAAAGAGAACGCGACGGAGAAAGGUAUAAAUUCAUACUGCAAUAAUUCAACCAUAAUGUCAGUGAUAAUUGCAUUAUCAUUAGCAUCUACGUAAUACUAUUUUAAAGCAGUGAGAUGUGUUUGACCGUGUUUGAAAGUAAUUCAAAUGCAAAGUAUUACAUGUGUACUUGUACUUCAGUAUACUUCGUGAUGUUGUUGUUACCUAAAAAGCUCAUGUAUACUGGUAUACUAAUUUGGUGUACCUCUGGUGUCCUCUUUCUCCUGAGUUAGGCCCAAUUCUAAUUUCAAAAACUCUCGCUUAGUUGGAACUGGAACGUCUGCAUAACAUGUACGAUUUACGCGAACGUUCAUGGACUGUUUGAAGGCAGCAGCCGGAUAUUCUUAGAUAGGGUUGCCUUUAUUUUUGUGAAUGAGGUAAUCCUGCCGCUGUUUUACUUGCAGUAAGCAACCCAAUUGUUAUUGAGAUUUUGCGUGCGAUUAUCCGUUCACAUAUAUCACUCUACCUCCAUUUCUAUUUCUGGAUAAUAAUGAUACUGAUGAUCACAAUAAUAAUAAUAGAACUGUAAUGACAGGGUACACUUCACAUAAGAGGUGUUUGUUUUGAUCAUUUGCAUUGGUGACACAAAUGGCGUGAGAGAGAGAGAGACAGCGAGAGAAAGAGAGAGAGAGAGCGAGAGAGAGAGAGAGAGAGAGAUGAUGCCCACAAUGGCGACCAAAGGUACGUUCGAAAACCUUUGGUUCCUUAUCCGGGGACUACCUCUCACUCUGCUAUUGGGCCGUGGGGUCACGUGGUAAAAGUAACUUUACAGGGCUGCUCGCAAGUAGGAGGGCUUUAUGGAGCAGAAAAACGACAAAGCUAGAAAAAUUAUUUUCCACUCCAGAAAUUAAUGAUCAUGAGCUCGUAUUUGAUGGACUCUACCUACAUUGAUCCGAAAUUUCCUCCAUGCGAGGAAUAUUCACAAAACAGCUAUAUCCCCGACCACAGCCCCGAAUAUUACAGCCGCGCAAGGGACCCUGGCUCUGGUUACCAGCAUCACCAUCAGGAGUUAUACCCUCCGCGGGCGAGCUACCAAGAGCGCCAAUAUAACUGUGCAAGCAUCCCUGAACCUGACACGCAAAGUGGACAUGGACUACCCCAUACUGCGCACCUGCUUGCAGGGAAAGGGCAGCCAGCCUCAUGUGAGACCCCACAGCUACCCAUGUCCCCCACCACCCCACCGGCUGCAUCCUCCGCCUGCAACCAAGCUACACCGGAGCAUCCAAACAGCUCAGCCUCCUCCAAGCAGCCCGUGGUAUACCCAUGGAUGAAGAAAAUUCACAUCAGCACUGCGAACCCGAAUUACAAUGGAGCGGAUUCCAAGCGGUCUAGGACAGCCUACACUCGACAGCAGGUCUUAGAAUUGGAGAAGGAGUUCCACUAUAACCGCUAUUUAACUCGGCGGAGGCGCAUUGAGAUAGCUCAUACAUUGGUUCUCUCCGAACGACAAAUCAAAAUUUGGUUUCAGAACCGCAGGAUGAAGUGGAAAAAAGACCAUAGGCUUCCUAACACCAAAGUGAGAUCCUCCACCACGGGCGUAUCCUCCGGGUCCAACACAACCUCAUCAACCGGCGCUGUCGCCACUUCCUCGGCCACUGGUGCCAUUAUUCCAAAUGAACUUUCCGGAGGAGAGGAUGGCGAGGAUAUUACAACGUUAUAAGGCGAACAAAACAAAACACAAAAACACUUCAAGAAGGGAGAUAGAGAAAUGACUGAUUAUUUAUAGAAUAAAAUAAUCAGUCAUAUAGAAUAUAUUUUGUUUUCGUAGCUAUUUGUGUGGUUUCAUUUAAGUCCAAAGUUAUAUAAAAUGCAUGUUAUAUAGCAUGGAUUUAUGCGAAUACCGAUGGAUUCUUUUUACGCGACACAGGGUUUAAGUUAUUUCAUGCUGAAUCAAAAUGAUGUUUUUAUGAGAAAAUGUUUUGAAUGAAGGAAAACAAAUGUAGGCCUACAUUUGAUCUAAAUGUUAUGGUGGGCCAUUCGUUUGCCCUGCUGCCCAAGGUGAAAUGCACAAUUUAUUUAUUUUAAGCGGAACACUGGAAGAAUAUCAUUAUUAUCAUAGUUAUUUUUGGUAAAAAUGCUGGAACAUCCCGAUGGGAACAUCGAUCUUGCAAGGUGAAUUACCUCGUGUGUUUCAAAAACAGGAUUUUGAAUUACAAUUUAGUUUGUGGUGUUUACGUUGUGUUUAGCAGGUUAUUGUAAAAUGCAAUAAACAGAGUUUAGUGUAUUUGUGAUAAUCAUAUUGGUCAAUAAAACAGUGAAUGUC